Molecule: messenger RNA, 1146 nt
Organism: Dufourea novaeangliae
Lineage: Eukaryota; Metazoa; Arthropoda; Insecta; Hymenoptera; Halictidae
Exons: 2
Coding region: 1-1146 (381 amino acids)
Biological process (GO): proteolysis
Molecular function (GO): aspartic-type endopeptidase activity
Source: RefSeq, a predicted model, not a curated record
AUGACGAACUUGGAGCGCCUUAAAGGUUGUCUUGCUGGCUAUCCUGACAUGCUUACCAGAAACAUGCCACUCAAGGAGACCAAUUGCACCUCGGCUUGGACCGUGCUUCAGAGUCUGUAUAACAACAAGCGGAUCCUCGUGCAGCAUCAACUGAAUCAUCUAGAGGCCUUGCCCCUGAUCCGUACUCGCUCGGUGGAAGAACUGAAAGCACUCCGGACGUGGGACACCGUAACAGCCCUCACAGUUUUGGGACAUUCGGUAGACCGAAGUGCCGAUUGGCUGGUUCCACAGACGGUAAAUCGACUUGACGAGCAGACCCGUAUGAAGUGGCAACUCUCCCUCGGUACCACCACCGAGCCAACGUCGUUGGACAGGGUCAAGAGCUUCUUGGACGCGCGGAUAUUGGCCGUCGAAGCUGCCUCCUGCAUUCCGGUACCGAGGUCCGCAACCAGUCACGUGUGCCAGCGAAGCCAGUCAAGGUGCACCAGCUAUCAACAAAAAAUAAGGCCAGACAUAAGCCCGGACGAACGACUGAAGACGGUGAAGAGGCUACAGCAGUGCCUGAACUGUCUCGGCAAACACCACAUCGACGAGUGCCCUUCGGAUAAGCGGUGCCAGCGGUGUUCGGCGAAGCACUACAGUACCAUCCACGAUGCAUGCCUGUCCGGCGGAGGAGCCACCGUACUGCACGCCGUCCAUCAGCGUCUGGCUGCGUCGACUGUGGUUCUCAGCACCACCAGCAUCCGCCUAUUCACGACGAUGGGUACCUCCUUGGUGACAAGGGCGUUGGUGGAUCCAGGGAGCGAGGUCUCAUUAAUAUCUGAGGCCCUCGCGCAGAGUUUAGGCCCGAAGACGACUCACGCCCGUGUUCUCCUGCUUGGAGUCGGAGGGGCGCGUACACAGGUGUCACGGGGCCGGGUCUCCAUACCUCUGGCUUCGGUGCGCAGCAAAACACCAAUCAUCGAGAUGAUUACUUUAAUUUUGAACGAGCCUUCCAGGUACCGUCCUCCACAGCUUCCUGGACUCGAGGCUUGGUCACACCUCAAAGGGCUAACUCUCGCCGAUCCUCACUAUGCGGCUCCCGACACCGUAGACGUUAUGCUGGUGGCAGACGUCUAUAACCACAUUCUGCUAGAUGAAGUCUGA